Gaeumannomyces tritici R3-111a-1 is the source of this 2127-nucleotide messenger RNA. RefSeq lists its product as hypothetical. NCBI's taxonomy places the organism in Eukaryota, Fungi, Ascomycota, Sordariomycetes, Magnaporthales, Magnaporthaceae. The coding region runs from base 1 to 2127 and encodes 708 amino acids. The transcript has 3 exons. The record is from RefSeq and is a predicted model, not a curated record.
AUGCGGUUGGAUAGCUGGACGGCCCCGACAGCGAAGAUAUCCACCGAUAUCAUCACCGCCUCCGCCUCAAAGCCGCCAUUGGAUCAGCAGACGCCACGACAUGCAACGCGCUCAUUUCGGAUGAUUAUCACGGCGUUUAUGCUGGAGCCUGACCACAAACCACUGCACAAGCCCGAAGCCUUCCUGGCCAUCCUUUCCGAUCAGGAGGUUGGGAUGGGGCAUCCCUGUCCAGCAGCAGUCAAAUUUGGACCCGAAAUGUCAUCCAACGUGUACACGCCGUUGGGUGACUCCACCUACCUCCUCCUCACACCGUUCUACAUGCCGAGCGACAAGGGGGAGAUAUGGGCGGUGGCAUUCUCUAGCAACAGCGCCACGCUCGUAACGGCGGGCCUCAGUGUCAUCUUCACUACAAUUUUCAUGUGCCUUUGGAACAUCAUCUGCACCCUGGCCCUGCUUUGCAACAAGGGGACGGGGCGGCGCAGGUUCGUGGCGCUGGUGACCCUCUGGAACUCCAACGAGCCCUGGUUUGCCUUUUGGCAAAUGUGCGCCUACAGCGUGCAUUGCUGUUCCGUAAAGAUCUCGGAAACCAGUGCGGAGAAAUUUUUUUUAAAUCGCGACCGCUGGUACGGUAUCGGCGCCGCCGCCCUCGCCUUUGUCGUCUACGGAGCAGCCCUUGCACUCGGUAUCGUCGGCCCGUCGCUGCUGGAGAUAGGCAGCGUCGCCCCAGCACGGCCGAGCAUCCUUUUCUAUCCGGCCGCUGCGACCAACAGCCAAGAGAACAUCCAGCGAUUCGGACUCCAGGCUCCCGGGUCCAUGCGCGCUCUCGGGAGCGUGGAGGCUGCCGAGGUCACGGUAGCCCAAAGGGUCGUUGUCGAUGCCAAACCGGACCCGACCAUCACGGACCAGGACAAGCAGAUGCUUCGGAUGAACUACGGUUACUCACUUACCGGCGUCGAUUUCGGCCUCCAGCACGCACCCUAUCUCGAGUUAGCGGUUCGAGGUAGUUGCGUUACCGAAUACGGAUGGCUCGCGAGACCGGCCAGGAACAACUCGCAAGAGGAGACGUACACUUUAUGGGGGGGUGAAAUGAACGUCACCAUCCCCCUCGGCAACGCCGACAUCAGAUAUGCUCCAAGAGUUUCCUUUAUAAACCGCCCCGCGGCCGUCCCCGACAACGGCAACGUUUCCUUUGCUAUUGUCGUCGCCGCGGCGCACCGAGCGAGCAUCAGCGAGGGGUCCGACCCAUGGUACGUGACGGAGCGCCGUCCGGAUACCGCGCCGCCCACACCGAUGAAUGCCAGUUUCUGGAUGAAGCCCGGAAGACCGGUCCUGUCGUGCUGGCAACAAGAUAGCUGGACCCAUGGGGGGCAGACUGUCUAUAAUCCCGGUCAGCUCAACAAGCUCCCCGGCCUAAACGUGCCAACCUCGCUGCUUUCGGUGCUUAAAAGCGCCUUCAACGUCCCGAUGCUCGUCACGCUCGGCACCGCCAGCGGGGAUUCGGCGCUCAGGUCCCGGACCACGAGCCCCAACGGCGUUAUCGACGCCAAAGUAUCCAGCAUAGAGGGCGACAUGCGGCGCUUGAUCAUUGGGAGCUUCGUGGCAUCGCAGAGCGUCUUGACGGACGCCACCAUGUACGGCACCGGCCAGACCUACCGCAACGCCCUCCGGGGCCCGAACGGGCAGCCGGCUGACGGCGCCGGCGAUUUCGUCAUCUCGGACCCGGGCAUCCAAACAUUCCAUCUGGGUGGCAUGAUUGCCCUCGUGGUGCUCCUGGCGUUUCUGCUGCUUCUAUCGUCGAUCAUGGUCGGAGCCCGCCACGUCCUCGGCCCAAACUACAACAACCAGAGCGGGGAGGAGCAUUUGCAGGAAUCGAGUGUCUGGGAUCGACUUAGGGUCUUGUCGGCUGCCCAGCUGUUCCGCUGCGUCUACGAGCCCAACAACGGUAUACUGGACGACUGGCGGUGCACCAAUCUGCCGGGGGAUGGGGGGGUUUCCCUGGCUGCGUGCGACAAGGAGGCCAAGCGGGGUCCGUUGGAGUUCAGCACCACGACCGUGGAAGAAGAAAGAGAGAAUGAGGGUGCUUUCUCCGGCACUGGGCACGGCUCCAUUAUCGAGGGCGUAUUUUAG